This is a messenger RNA of Durusdinium trenchii, 306 nucleotides long. NCBI's taxonomy places the organism in Eukaryota, Dinophyceae, Suessiales, Symbiodiniaceae. The record is from the annotation of a GenBank genome assembly.
AUGGAUGCCUCACAUGAGGGGGGAGCUAUGGGCUCCACCGCACGCUCGAAUGCCAGCGCUGGCGCCAGCCCGAAUACCAGCGUGAGCCCAUUGCGGAGCGCCUCGCGCUUGCACCGGUCCUCCACGCAAGUGGCGGAAGCCUUAAGUAGUGCCCUCGCACAGUACAACAAGCAGAGGUCAGAAAUCAGAAGUAGCGCAACAGCGAGAAAAAAGGCCAAGAGCAAAUCGAGGCUGCACGAGUUUGUCUCCCGUUGCUUAGCACGCUGCGGCUGCUGUAAGAGCGCAGAAGGAGGGUUCGAGACGUGA